This is a messenger RNA of Rhipicephalus sanguineus (brown dog tick), 6953 nucleotides long. Its product is annotated as F-box/LRR-repeat protein 12. Gene Ontology annotation, cellular component: SCF ubiquitin ligase complex. Bases 71 to 1090 code for a protein of 339 amino acids. Gene Ontology annotation, biological process: SCF-dependent proteasomal ubiquitin-dependent protein catabolic process. Gene Ontology annotation, molecular function: protein binding. The record is from RefSeq and is a predicted model, not a curated record. Lineage: Eukaryota; Metazoa; Arthropoda; Arachnida; Ixodida; Ixodidae. The transcript has 2 exons.
CUGCUUAGCUCUCAUAGUGCUCAUAGUGUCUACAAAUAAUUUCGUUCUCAUUCAACAUGUGAUUUUUUGUAUGUGUGGAAUCGCUAUAAUGACAGCAUUCGAUGCAGAUGGGCUGCCCGACGUGGUGCUUCUGCAGAUAUUCAGGCUCUUGAAGUUCUCUGAUCUAUGCAAAGUUGGGAGGGUUUGCCGCCGUUGGUAUGGUCUCUCACGGAGCCAGGCCCUGUGGACGUGCGUGGAUGCCAGUGCACCUGAAAUCAGCUCAGUGCAGAUGGACAGGUUGGCCUCAGUGUUAACAGACUCCGUUCGGUGGUUGUACGUGUCCAGCUUCUUGCACUGCGGCCUUUUCCUGUCUCCAGGAGCUCUGCGUGACCUCCGAGCCCACUGCCCUUACUUGUCCACCCUUGUCAUCAAGAGUGCCCUUUUGACAACUCUUGAUGACUUUGCCCCUGUCACUGUUGGGGACCUCCCACCCACUCUCAAGACCCUUUCACUUCGCCACUCUUUUUUUCAAGUGGACCAGUUCUUCUCACUUUUGGCCAUUCGUAACCUGAGCAUUCUCGACUUGAGCUUUUGCUGGUGUGUCUCAGACCAGGACAUUCCCUUUGUCACACAACUCCCAAACCUUCGUGAGCUCUACCUGGAAUAUUGCGAGGACAUCCGGGACACGGGUGUGGCAUUGGUUGUAAGCCGUGGCCAUAAUUUGAAAACCUUGGCCCUUGAUGGUACUAAAAUCACAGAUGAGGCCAUCCGCACUAUUGCCGAAAACGCAUUUGCACUGGAAAGAUUGUAUGUUGGCAGCACAGCAGUUACUGACAUUGGUGUUUUACACCUCUCUAAAGGAAAGUGCUUUUCAUUACAGGAACUUUGUCUAUUUAGCACUAGGGUUACUGUACAGACAAUGAAGGUGCUGGUUGAUGUUUUCCCACAGCUGCAGUGGCUGAACUUGGAGAACACACUCAUUGAUAUUGGAGAUAGUCACCUAAUUGCCAAGCAUGCACCACCCGGCUGCACUGUUCUUGUGGAUGGGGUACGCUUUCAUCUAGGGGUUGGCUGCAACCAUUCUGUGGACCGGUUGCGACUACAGGACUGAAGAUGCAGCAUGUCUGCCAUGCCAACUUUUAAGUGUGCCUCGUGUGCUGGGGAGCUCAAAGAAGUAUCAUUGAGACAAUGAAAAGGGCCAGAGUGGCACUCGUGAUCAUCAUAAGUGGCCUGAACCAACACUUUUCAUGUGGCCCAUGCGGGCGCUGUAUAGCCGGCUCAUUUCGAGUAAUAGAGCAUACUAUUGGUUUUCACUGGUGUCAACCAUACGAGAGUCAACCAAAAGAUAGCUUGCUUCUCACUACAGAAAUUGGAUGCAGCAUUGUCAUCCUAGAGCAAAGGGGCCCUGAAAUUAUUUCUUAAUGUCAUGUUGGAAAGCAAAAAAAAAAAAUCAGUAGAGCCCAUCUGUGCAACGAUGUAAUGGACUGAAAGUGGCCCCAUGCAUAGAGCACAAGACAUUGAAAACACUAUGGAAAAAAGAAAAGAAAUGCUUGUACCUCUAGUAUCAUCAGAGUGGAGUGAUGUUGUAGUGCAUUUUCUGAUCAUAAUGGAAAUGUUGCUGCUGUCUUCAUAUCCAAGGAAAAAAGCAAAGCUGCAGCUUCAAGGCAAUCACUUCACUGAAGUAGCAUGGAUAUGUCCUUGAGUUGAGGUGUGUAGUGUGAACUUUCAAUUCGGUUUCAACACAAGGUGAAGGCACUUGGUUUUCAGAGAUAUGAAUAUUUGAUUUGUCAUGCUCAUGUGAAAACACCCCGGUGACAUUGUUACAAGGCCCCAUAACAAAUACUUCAAAUCCAGGAUUUUUUUUUUAUUGUUGCACUCUUUAUAAUUUACACUUGUAUAGCCUGACAGAUAUGUGCAUCUUGGCCAAAAAGUGUGAUUACCACUAAAUGCACCAUAUUGCUCACCUCUCUUGUUUUGAAAGGCACUGAAUCUGUGUAGGUGAAAUUGGAUUUCAAGUCCAGUGCAGCUGUGCUUAGUAAUUUUUAACACCACGUACAUGGUUGUUGAGCACCGACUUGGAACAUUUAGUGUGUGAUCACUCAGAGUAAGAAGGGAAAGCCACUGUGUUUGUUACAUCGAAAUGUCUACUUAAGAUAGCUCAGCAAUGUUGCUGAGGUGACAUUUUUACUGCUUACAUGAGUGUGUGCAGGGCACGGUCACCGACAUACAGUGAAUGUCAAGUGUUUUUUUCAGAGGUGUUUUAUGGAUUUGCCUACCUGUGCAUGUUGUUGCCUUGCUUUUAUUUAUUCUUAUUUGUGUUUGCAUAUUAGUUUGUGUGUCCACAGCUUUCUUGCUUUUUUCAUAUGCUAGAAAUGCAUUUACUUUUUAGUAUAAAGUCACCUGCGCACAAGACCGGCAUAAGCGAAUAGCGAGGAUUAGCAAAAAGUGCAGAAUUUUAUUCACCUUUUAUUUUAUUUUUGUAUUAUCUUCAUUAUUAUAUUUUUGUAAGCAACUUUUUCUGGUUAUUGCUUGUGCAAGUUUGACCUGCAAAAACUGACUCUUGAUAUGUGUAUGUCCUGCCUCUUCUGACCUUUUAACUGUCAGCUUAAGCUAGAUUAUUUUACUGUGUGUGGAGAGGGAGUGGUGUCGAUACCACAACAUUGUUUAUACAAAUACCAUUGCAUUACUAUGUGUAUAUUUAUGUCUUACAUGCUGUGUAUGUGCAGUUCAAUAUUGCGUCUAUCACUUCUGGCAGGAACUUCACAAGUAGCUGGCAGGCCAGCAUUUUGAGUGUCCAUGUGGAACCUGUCUUUUGCAAUUGGCCUUUUGCACAAGAAGGCACUGGUAGAGUUUAUGUUGAUGGAAAUUGUGUUUUUUUAUGUGACAGCUCUAUAGCAAUUUUUUUUUUUCUGCCACCUAUAGUACGGUUGGUGGCUUCAAAGUUAAACCGCUUAUAUAUUCUGAUCAUAUUGUAGCUUUCUCUUUGCAGUGUUGAGAAUGGCAGUUAUAAUAUUGUUUUAAGGCAAAAAAUGGACUUUUAGAUUUUGUUUGCUUAUUUAUACUACUCAUUUCAAAGGCCUGAUUGGAGUAGGAUAUACGCCUGUGAGUCUCGCAGGUUUAAUAGGUUUUUCUUAGGACAAAGAUGUGUAGUAAAUGCUGCAUACUGCACAUCCUAAUUGCUUUUUUAUGCAGCUGUUGUUAUAGCAGCUUCCGCUGCCAAAGUCAUGUUUUGAACCUGUGUGUUUGUGUCUGUGUGGGAAGCUGACCAUGUGCUUUGUGGGCUUUGGCCUUAACACAUGCAAGCAUUGAUGUGUUCGUCCAUUUGAGAAGCUAUGUCUAUUUAUUAAUUAUUCACUACUUCCCCACUUGUGGUCUGGAAUGGUUGAAUGAUCAGAGUUCAAGGAAUCUGAAGGGAUGACGCAGCAUGAAAUAUUAUAGUGUGAAGAAAGUAAAAUGUGGAGUUUGACAGAGGGUGGGAGCAGAUGAAGAGCUAACAUGAUUGUCUUUUCAUUUCUGCCCUUUCCUGGCUUUGGAGGCUACAUUGCCACCAUUUAUUUUCAUAAUCAAGUGGUUCAUUUUGCUGCAUUAUCAGCAAAUGUCCCUUGAAAAAAAGAUGUCAUUUAAAUCUAAGCCUUGAGCAAAACCAGAGCCUUGUGUCCUGUAUGGUCUUCCACUGUUCAGCCAAGGACUUCUCAUUGAGUGCACCAUGUUUUUAGGGUGCUGUUGUUUGGCUGCGUUUGUACUUUGUUCAAUGUGUCUGCUGCUAAAAACCUAGGGGUGAUGUCUUUACCAAAGUCUAGGCAGACUGUCUGCCUUAAUGUAGUUGUUAGCCUCAGCCAGGGUGCAGUGCACACCUCAACCGAUAGAUUUUUUAAACAUUUAACAAUAUGCAGUUUUUCAUGACACCAUUGGCCAUAAGUGCAUCAGCCACUCUUUCUGCAAACGUAUUGUGCAAGAUGCUAUGGUACUUUAAUAGUGCAUGGUACAAUAUGCAGUCUGUCAUCACUCAUUGCUUAUUGCAGGUCAACAUCAGAGCACAUAUGUUGACAUCCCUUCUUGUGUGGUUCCUGGGUUCUGUGUUGUACAGGGUAAAUCUAGCUCAUGUAGUGUAGUGUUGAGUGUGUUACUUUUAUGCUUUUUUGAGCACUGUAUAUAACACUAGGCAAGAGGAUUUCUGCUGUUCUGGUCUUUGGACUACGGACUUUGGUGAGGAGGACAAGCUUUAUUGGCACAGCCUGGAAAUUGCAGCUUGUGGUCAUUGCAGAAUAGCUUUGUAGUACAAGUGAUGUCUUCAAUGUCAUAGCUAAGUACACUUAAAACCAAACUAUUCAGAAUACUUUCUCUUUGUAUAUCCAUGAUUGCUCGCUGCAUUUUUCUAAUGUCUGCAGGGUUUUUAAGGAUGUACUGCAGAAAGACUGAUUGAAAUAUUUUGGUGCCGUCACGAUUUUGCCAGACUAUUUUUCCCACUUUGUGCUUCUGCAGUGGCACUCACAACUUGUAGAAUUUAUAGCAGAAGUGUGUGGUUGCCACUGAAGAAAUCUUUAUGGCUAAUGAUGUGGUAAUUUAAUAUUGGCAGGAAAUAUUCAAACAUAAAUAAGCUAGUCUUUUAUUAAAGCUCUCUAAGUAUUGUUAUACCAUGGUAGCCCAGUGGCUAUGGCAUUGUGCUGCUUAGCUCAAGGUCAUAUGUGUGAACCCAGCCACAGUGGCCACAUUCUGAUGGGGGCAGAAUGCAGAAAUGUUUGGUUAGUUAGAUCUAGGUGCAUUUUAAGGAACUUGUGCAUUUUAAAGAGCUUCAAGUGUUAAAAGCUAAGCUAAGGUCUCCCGCUAUGGCAUGCCUCAUAAUCAGGUCAUGGUAUCACCAGCCAAAACUGCAGAAUUAAUUUUUUUCAACAUUGUACUUCGUAAGCAAGAUACAUAGCAAGCAUAUUAUACCACAGCAAAUUACAGUUCAGAUUGCACAUUUAAGUUAUGUGUUCCUCUUAUUUUCAUGUGACAUACAAGGAGUUGCCAUAGAACUUCGUUCUGCAUUAAAGAAACCACCUCUCAUGGCAAAACGUCACGUAUAGACAUUCUUUUCUGGGAGCUGAGAGCACAGGUUUUGUCUUGGAAGUUCACUGAAUUGUAAAUUGCGCAUUGGCAAUUGAUACCUAGAUUUGUUUUUCUUGUUAACAUUAUCAUUGCAAGCAUGUAAUACAACCUGCUUUCCAAUCAUAUAUUCAAGGCAAAAUUGUGUUGUUGAUAUAAUGUUGACUAAGGUGCUGCAGAAGACUAAUUUAUAGUGUGUGUAUGUUCGUUGACAUAGCUAUAUGCCAUUUUGAAUAUUUGUUCAAAAGCAACUAGAGGUGACCCUGAAUAGUGUGAUAUACUGGUAAUAAGAAGUAGUGCUCAUUUAAGCUUAUUUAAUACAUCCCCACUGAAAGAAAAAGUCUAACUUUGAGCGUACUUGUGAAGCCGACAGUAGAAAAAUUGAUCUUGGGUAAUCACCUUGACAAGCAUCCGGGAUCUGUGAUACAUAAGAAAGUUCAAGUGAGAGAAUAAACAUACAACUACAGGAGUAAAGGGAUAAACUAUCCUGUCCGUAUGUUUAGUACUGGUCAGUGUUAUGUGUGUAGUCCAUAGCUACAAAAAAAAAAAAAAUGAAAAGCUUUUAUGAAGUGCAUGUGAGAACUCAAGAAAGAUUGGUAAAGUGGUUUGUAUGCUUGGUCUAUGCAUUUCAAACCAUUCAAAAGCCAAUUAUGCAAUUGUGUGCCUUUCAACAACCUGCCGAAGGCAUAAGGAGUGUUAACAAAGAAAAUGAUGCUGCUGGAAGUGCCCUGGCAAAGAGCGUUUGUAAAGAUGCAUUUGUAGUGGCAUAGCACGGUAAAAUUUUUAACGUUUGAAUGUGUAGUUUAUGCGACAAGAAUGAAAGAGUGCUGAAAGCAGUGUUUCUGCCAUUUCUGUUAACCUUUGCUUCUACUGGUAUGCAUUAGUUUUUUUUUUUCUUUUUUUUUCGCACAUUGCUUACAUUGAUCUGCUGAGUAUUUUGUUUCAUUAUGCAGAAUGUGUGCAUAAAUUGUAUAUGUACAUGUUAAUCCAUGCAUGUUAUUUGAGGAUACAUAUCGUGCUAGUGUUGACAUUUUAAAAAGGUACUUGGAAUAGUGUUUGGAUAUAUUAACAGUCUGAACUGCUGUGGACAUGGUUCUAGCUUGGUGCAAGUGUCGUACUGCAGAGCAUAGCAAUUUGUGUGUCAGCAGUUUUUUGGUAGAAAAAAAAUGUUCGUUCUAGCUGAUUGUCUUGCUUUGAUGAAGUGGGUUUUUUGUAAGAGUCCAUUAAGUGGACAGCCCAUUUCAGCGAACGCUGAUUGGAUAGAGCUCGACAGCUGGUAGAGCAAUGCCAGUCAUAACCACUGCUCUAGAGCACCAUCUAAUCAUCGUGCGCCGAGGCGGACCAUCCUUUUGGUGGACUCUUACAGAAUACCAGCUCUGGAUUCAAUAGAGUAUUGAUGAACAGAACAGUGCUGGCCGUAUUUUUUUCUUGUGCUGUCUAUGUUGGCACUGCUUCAUUUAUACUUGUUCUUGAAAAAUUUUUCAGUGAGGUUUUAGUGACCUGCACCAUCUUUACAUUGUGUGUUACAAUAGCAUAUCGAUAGUGGGCAGCUGUACACAAAGACUUGUAAUGCCACUUCUGUUAAGUUCCUAUGAAAAUGAUUUUGGUACUGUGAACUAACUCUUGUAGGCACACAGAUUUUUUGUUUAGUUUGGUGUCUAUUUACUAAGUGGUUCAGGUCGCAAUAAUUGAUGUCUGUUGUGGAACCACACAGCCCUGCGCAGGUUAUUUCCGUCUUUGUUGAAGCAAGUUUUUUUUAAUUUCUGUGCUAGCUGACAUUACAACUGUGCCAUCAGUUUAGUGCCCUUGCUUCUUCACUGUACAACUUAGCUGUGAUACAUGUAUAUAUGACACCUACAAUAAAUGUGUAUGCAAAUCAUAGUAUAGCA